Messenger RNA from Salvelinus namaycush (lake trout), 3083 nucleotides. Its product is annotated as zinc finger protein 70. Gene Ontology annotation, molecular function: RNA polymerase II transcription regulatory region sequence-specific DNA binding; DNA-binding transcription factor activity, RNA polymerase II-specific. The coding region runs from base 195 to 2180 and encodes 661 amino acids. The transcript has 8 exons. Gene Ontology annotation, cellular component: nucleus. The record is from RefSeq and is a predicted model, not a curated record. NCBI's taxonomy places the organism in Eukaryota, Metazoa, Chordata, Actinopteri, Salmoniformes, Salmonidae. Gene Ontology annotation, biological process: regulation of transcription by RNA polymerase II.
UUCGUUUCCGACGUGUUUACAUUUCAUACAGCAUGAACUCAUCGCUGAUAUAAAUGUGACAUUGUUGUCGUAUAUGUCUUGCUAUGUACUGUAGAUCUAGGUAACGUUAGCUAGCUAGCUACCUGGAAUUGGGCUCUGUGGUGACGAGUGAGUUUAAUUCAGCGCGAUUCCAUGUUUAUCAAACCUCAACCCAGAUGAUGAGUCCAGUCAAUUAUGAUUUCCAGGACAUCAGGCCAGUCACACUACACCUUCCAGAAGAGACGGUCACCUCCUUGUACUGUGUCACUGCUAAGGGGCUGGAGGCCCAAGUGGCCUCCUUAGUCGAAGCCUUCCUGGUUGAAGUGUACCGCUGCAGAGUGUGCCAGUUCACCAGUGGCCUAAAAGGCAGUAUCCAAACACACGUACUGGAGAGGCACGAUUUAGGAGCCUCCUCCUGCCCUGGUCUUCCCUGUCUUGAGAAGGACAAUGGCCUUGAGGUAGGGGUGGGAGUUGACAGAGAAGAUGAUGAUGAUGAUGAACUGGACCAAAAUGGCUCCCCAGGCUACAACCUGGAGGAUGACCUCCAUUCUGUCUCAAAGGAUGCUGACCAGAUGGAUCAUAUGGGCUUGGAGCGCAUGUCCUUCCUGCUGCCCAUGUACGGCAUGCUGCCCAAUAUCAGUCCCCGGUCAUGUGACAUGGCCCUGAGUUCCAACUCGGACGGGAGCCUCCACGUUGCACAGACCUGUGAGGUGAGCACUUUGUUUGAGGAGGAUGAGAGACAUGGUGAGGAGGACGAAGAGGAGAGCGUGUUCCGAUUGGACGCUGCCGACUCCGUCAACCUGUCGUGUCCAAUGGGCUCGGUGGUGAUAAACGAGGCCAAGGAUGAUGAGAUGGCCCAGUCAGCUCACCUCAUGACCCUGGGCCUCUGUCGCAUCUCCACAGCCAACAAGGGCCUCUCAGACCGAGCGGGUACCCAGCUUCCCUCAACUCCCAUCGGGCAAGAGGGUUUGGAGUCAGACACCUCCUUGGAUGACAAGAUGGAUGACAAAAUGCCCCAGUCCCAGGGAAAGCAGUCCCCUCCUCAUGGCCCCAAGCAGCGGAGGUCACUGUUCUGUGUCCUCUGCCGUGCCACCCUGACCUCUAGACACUUGCUUGAGGUCCACCUUAAAUGUCACAACGGGGACAGGGGCUUCAAGUGCCUUCAGUGUGGCUGGACGUCGGCCGUGUGGGGGGAGAUGGAGCGCCACUGGAGGGCCCACGGGAAGAGGAUGCGGCGGGGAAAAAAAGAGAAAGAUAGGGGCACCAGGCCCCAUGGCUGCCAGGUUUGUCUCCGGAAGUUCCGGAGUGUUAAGUCCCGGGAUGCACAUAAGCGGCGGCACCACAGUCAACGGCGGAGUCCUCAAGAAUGCUUCACGUGCCAGCACUGUGACUACAGUGAUAAGUCGUGGGACAAGCUGCACAAACACAUUCUCUCAGAGCACAAAGCCUUUGGGGACAGACUGACAAACCCGGAUGGACUGAGCACCCAUGUUGUGUGUGCUUUGAGGAAGUUCACCCACGAAAGCAAUUACCCACAAGACCUGCAAGGAGUGGAGCCAGAAAAGUGGAAUAAGUGGAGGCUGAAGCAGAGGGGAAGAAAGGACGGAGAGGAGGGCAGAGAGGAGCAAGGGCAGAAAGCGGAGGAAUCGGUGAGGAGGAAAGGGAGGAAAGAGUUCUGCUGUGCCCUCUGCAACAGGAAGUUCUCCACCAAGCUGACCAUGCGUCGCCACAUGGGCAUCCACCAGGGGGACAAGCCCUUUGAGUGUCCCCAUUGCCACUACAGCACCCGGCUCAAGGCCUCACUGGUACAGCACCUCCGUGUUCAUACAGGUGAGAAGCCCUUCAAAUGCCUUCAGUGUCCCUACGCCUCCAUCGACAGCAGCUCCCUGCGCCGACACUCCCGCACGCACACACAGGAGAGGCCCUACUGCUGCCAGUACUGUCCCUACAGCAGCAUCCAGAAAAAGAGCUUAGAUCUCCACGCACGACGCCACCACACAGGCGAGUCUUUCCCCUGCCACCUCUGUCCGUACGCUACACCGGACCGCCAGCUGCUGCUGCGCCAUGUGCGCAAGCACCACUCUUCUGAACCAUCCCACGUAUUGGGACCAAGGACACCCAAACGUCCCAAAUCCUCUAUCUCUGCAGGAAGGGUCCAGUAAUCCUGACAAAUAACUUUCUCUGGGUCAUGUUCAGUAGGCACCAAACGAAAGAAAACUGACUGAUUGAGAGGGACUACCUGGACUUCCUUUUCCAUUGCGUGGCCUAAUGGACCAUGAUCCUGGUCUUGAAUGGAAAUGUGUCUUUAAUCAUAUUAAACAAGCACAUUUAUUUUACUACACCUCACAAUAGUUGAUAUUUCUUUAGAAAUGAAAUGGUAAUUACAUAGUAAUAACCUAAGAAUUUUCUGAAGUUGAAUCGGUACCGCUUGCCGUGCAGGAACAGAGAGAAAAGGGUGGCUGGAGAAGGGGUCCUUAUGGUGUAGCUGACCCUGCUCAUUCCUGAUAAAUUUAGGAUUUUAGACAAAUCUGACGGAGUUGACCAAAUCCCCGGACACAUUUUUUAGGAAUCACAGUUUUGAGAGAGAUAUUAUUUAAAGUCAGAGAGGACUAUUGCAAGAAACUACAUACAAUACUUUUUCAUUUAAUAUUCAUUAUUGCCAGUUUUUUUAAUUUGAAACACUUUUUUGGAGAGUUUGAAAUUGGGAUCCUUUGCUCCAGACAAGGGCAUUUCCGGGCAUAGCCAACAUGUAAAUGUAAUUUUUAAGCUCAAAUCCACCCCAUUUUCGAAUGUUGCUAUGAGCACAACCAAAUAACAGAAGUGAUGGAUUCGACUUCCGCUUUACUUCUCUACUGCAGCGCGCCGGUGCCAAACUUGCCAGAGUAAAUAUUUGUGUCAUUCUCAAAUUUUGGCCACGACUGUACACCCGCCCACUCAGGUCAGAGUUAUUGUCAUCCAAAGAGAGAAGACGCAGGUUUUCAGGGGACUUUUUAUUGUCGACAAUAACACGAAUGUCUGAAUGCAUCGAAAUAACCACAACAAUAACAUUUCAAGUCAUUCAAGUU